GCACUGUUUUGUCAGCUUCCCAGGUUCUUUGACCUGUCUUAUUCCAUGCCAAAUGUUGACCCAAUGUCUCCAUCGCCAACCUGUAUCAAAUAAACUUCAUUAUAAGCAUUGUAGAGAAAACAUGUGGCUAUCCUCUCAGCUUUUUACUAAUUAAUCCACACCUGGUAUUCAGUUUCUCAAACUGAUUACAGUAUUGACUAAAACUCCACAACUCCCCACAAUGUGAUUGCUCUUGAACGCUCCCCAUGCUCAGCGUUUCUAUGACAUUCCCUGAUCUGCACCCUCGUGGAAUGUUCGGCUACUCUCUCAUCUGGGUUGCUACUGUGUAGCUAUGUUCUAUCACUCUGUGGAAUGGAUAGCGCGAGCGGUUUGCGUGGACGACUGGAAAAAUCCAUGAAGCUGUCUCCUACAAUUAUAGCUUGUGGAUUCUGGCUUCAAGGCAGUCAGCCAGAUACAAGAUAUAAUCGGUUUAAAAUAUUGCAUUAAUCAUGGCUGAUUUUGAGGAAUUCGAAAAACAGCUGAGUGAAAACCGACAGGAGAGAGAGAAGGAGAGACGCAAGAAGAGGAGUGGCAGUGGGUCUCAGAGCCGCAGUGAGAAACAUCGCAGCUGGAGCAAAGACCUGGGCAACCGGAGCCGAGAGAAGCGAAGCCGCAGUCGAGACAGGAAGAGCCGGGAGCGGAGGAGCACCUCACGGGAUCACAAGAAGCACAGCUAUUCUCCACGAAGAACAAGGAAGAAAAGGACCUGCAGAUACUGGGAUGUGCCCCCCCCUGGCUUUGAACACAUCACACCAUUGCAGUACAAAGCUAUGCAAGCGGCUGGGCAGAUACCCACAAUAGCCCUGCUGGCAUCAUCUGCCACGACUGGGUUGGCAGUAACACCCACCCAAGUGCCCAUAGUUGGCAAUCAGAUGACUAGGCAGGCUCGACGUCUCUAUGUUGGCAAUAUUCCCUUUGGUGUGACCGAGGAGUCUAUGGCAGAGUUCUUUAAUGCCCAAAUGAGGCUUGCAGGCCUAUCGCAAGCCGUUAGCAUCCCUGUGCUUGCUGUGCAGAUAAAUCAGGAUAAGAACUUUGCAUUCCUAGAGUUCCGGUCUGUUGAUGAGACCACACAGGCCAUGGCUUUCGAUGGAAUAAUUUUCCAAGGUCAGUCGUUGAAGAUAAGACGACCACAUGACUACCGGCCUCUACCUGGCAUUUCAGAACAACCUGCUUUUCAUGUCCCAGGUGUCGUGUCCACAGUGGUACCAGACUCCCCACAUAAACUGUUUAUUGGAGGCCUACCCAACUAUCUCAAUGAUGAUCAGGUGAAGGAGCUCUUGACAUCAUUCGGACCACUCAAAGCUUUCAACCUUGUCAAGGAUAGUGCCACGUCACUGUCCAAAGGUUAUGCCUUUUGUGAAUAUGUAGACGUCAGUGCGACUGAUCAGGCAGUGGCUGGGCUCAACGGCAUGCAACUAGGUGACAAAAAGCUAAUCGUUCAGAGAGCAAGUGUGGGGGCCAAAAACGCCAAUCCGACUGCCAUCAUCGAGACCCCGGUGACGCUGCAGGUGCCUGGGCUGCAGAGACUUCAGAAGUCUGGGCUGCCCACGGAGGUGCUGUGCCUGCUCAACAUGGUGAUGCCUGAGGAGCUGGUGGACGACGAGGACUACGAGGAGAUCCUGGAGGACAUCAGAGAGGAGUGCUGCAAGUACGGCAGCGUGCGCUCCAUCGAGAUCCCCCGGCCCGUCGACGGAGUGGAGGUCCCUGGCUGUGGCAAGAUCUUUGUGGAGUACGUUUCUGCUGCAGACUGUCAGAAAGCCAUGCAGGCCCUCACUGGCCGCAAGUUUGCCAACAGAGUGGUGGUCACCAAGUACUAUGAUCCAGACAUGUAUCACAGACAGGAGUUCUUAGGGUAGAGGGGAAACAGGAGGUAAUACCUGGAAUUAGCUGGGACCUCCCCUUUCCUACUUUCUCAAACCUGGUUUCAGCUCUUCAGUGAUGGCAAGUAUCGUGUGUUCUCUCCAGUAUUCACAGCUAGUACGUUGUAACCCUAUCCUCAUUUACUACAGUAGUACAGAUUUUGGGGGGAAAAUACUAGAUUUUUACAUGUGUCUUUUAGAUACUCUAACUGAUAUAUUACACCAACAAAAAGUAUCUGUGUGCAGUGAAUGAAUCUUGUCUGAAAUGUAAAAAAUGAGGUACACUCAUGCUGUUUGUGUAGGAUUCCCUUUGCAGAAGUAGUAUGAAUGUCAUGUGUACUUAGAUCUAAAACCAAACUAAUAUAACAUAGCCAGUGUUGCUGUCUUUCUUAACUCUAGAGUCAAUGAGAUGAUACAAAAGUAAAAUUAUAUUCUGAGCACAAGAUGUUUUCUUAUUUUGUCUUUUAAAUUCAAGAAUUGUUAACUCGAGAUGUAGCUAUAUUUGAUAGCUAUCAUA
This is a messenger RNA of Coregonus clupeaformis (lake whitefish), 2415 nucleotides long. Its product is annotated as splicing factor U2AF 65 kDa subunit. Gene Ontology annotation, biological process: mRNA processing. Lineage: Eukaryota; Metazoa; Chordata; Actinopteri; Salmoniformes; Salmonidae. Gene Ontology annotation, cellular component: U2-type prespliceosome; commitment complex; U2AF complex. The transcript is spliced from 11 exons. The record is from RefSeq and is a predicted model, not a curated record. Gene Ontology annotation, molecular function: pre-mRNA 3'-splice site binding; poly-pyrimidine tract binding. The coding region runs from base 489 to 1895 and encodes 468 amino acids.